AUGCCCAUCCAGAUAUUUUGCACCAUCUCCUUCUCUUCGAACAAAGAGAAGCACGCCGAGGUCAAGUGUGCGACGGAGAGCAAUGGUGACAAACCCCCCUACGAACAGCAAGAGCCAGAAGCCAUGGAGCAAGCCUAUGAGGAUGGAGAGGAACCAGAGGAGGAGGAGGAGGAGAAGGAGAAGGACGAAGACGAAGAAGGAAGCGCUCCAAACCUGGUGGACUUUGCCAACAGCUGCACUUUGCACGGCGUCAACCAUAUCUUCGUAGAAGGCAGCUUUGGCGUGCGCCAGGCCCUCUGGAUGUGCGCGUUCCUGAUCUCCCUCUCCAUCUUCUUGUCCCAGGUAGCUGGGCGGAUUUUCUACUACCUGGAAUAUCAUCACGUGACGCAGCUGGACGAAAUGGAGAGCGCCGAGAUGGUCUUCCCCGCCAUCACGCUCUGCAACAUCAACCGCAUCCGGGGCUCCCAGCUCACCUUCGAUGACCUGUCCUAUAUCUCUCCGCUCGUGGGCUAUGACCCCGGCGCCUACCUGGAAGCGGGCUUCCCAUUGGCCUUGCCUGACCUGGAGGGCCCCGAGGAGCCUCUCAACCUGUACAGCUUUUACGACCGCCAUGGCCACGAACUUGAGGACAUGAUGCUGGCCUGUAAAUACCGUGGUAAGGACUGCGGUCCCAGUGACUUCACCGUGGUGAGUGGCUUGCGCAUCAGCCCCUAG
This is a messenger RNA of Podarcis lilfordi (Lilford's wall lizard), 714 nucleotides long. The record is from the annotation of a GenBank genome assembly. Lineage: Eukaryota; Metazoa; Chordata; Lepidosauria; Squamata; Lacertidae.